Molecule: messenger RNA, 6418 nt
Organism: Cyanistes caeruleus (blue tit)
Lineage: Eukaryota; Metazoa; Chordata; Aves; Passeriformes; Paridae
Biological process (GO): cell-cell adhesion; cell migration
Cellular component (GO): adherens junction; catenin complex
Molecular function (GO): beta-catenin binding; actin filament binding
Source: RefSeq, a predicted model, not a curated record
GCGUCCCGGGAACCGCGGGAACCGGGGGAGAGGGACCUGGCGCUGCCCCGGCUCCGCUGUCCCGGAUCCCUCCCUGCGAGGGAAUGAAUGCCGGCUCGGCAGUGCCGGGAACAGCCCGUGGCGAUCCCCCGGGAAAGGCAAUCCCGGCUCCGGUGUGCCAGGAAUUCCAGCAGGACAACAUGGAGCGUUUUUCUCUCUCUGAGCUCAGGCUCCCAACAGAAAACAAAGCUAUCCAGGGAAUUCUCUGUCCCAUGGCGGUGGAGCUCUGCCACCUCCUCCUCGCCCUGGAAAGGGAAGAUGGGAUUUGUCCAGCCUUCCCCAAUUUGGGGGAAAAGGCGAGAGAAUUGGCCAAAGCAAUGGAAGAACUCGCUGCUGUGGCGAGGAGGAUCUGCGCGGAUUGUGGCGCGGGAGGGAGCACGGAGCUGUGUCCCGUGGGUGAAUCCCUGCUCCGGGCCGGGAGGGACGUGGCACUGGCAGCAUUCCAGCUGCAGGAGCAUCCUCACAGCCCUGGGCACCGCCAGCAGCUGGCAGCGGCCGCCAAGAGGAGCCUGGCGGAGACAGCAAAGAUCCUCCAGCUGGAAGAGGCUGCGGGGCUGAGGAGGAUCGCUGGCGCUGCCAGCUGGCUCCUGGAAUGCCUGGGCGAGCUGCGGGAUGCCCAGGACGCUCCGGGGCUGCUGGAUGCGUUCCAGGCCUUCUCCCAGGCCCUGCUCCGGCUGAGCCGCCUCACGGCCGAGCGCCUCCAGCAACUCGGAGACUGUCCCGGAGGGAAGAGCUUGGCCCAGAGCCUGCAGCUGCUCCACCAGUGUGUCCCGCUCAUCCACACAGCCCUGCCACGCUCCAGGGAUCGCCAAGCUGACCUCUCCCAGGAUUCUGUCUUCCAGCUGACCGAGAGCACCGUCAGGGGGCUCCUCUCCCAGCUCAUGGAGCCCCAGGACAGGAGUGGGAUCUUCUCCCAGCAGGUGAGCAGGCUCCAGGCUCUCCUCUCCCAGCCUGACGCCCUGCACCUCUCCGAGGGCGGGUUCAGCUCCCUCUUGGAAGCGGUCAUUCUCCAUGGAAUGCUGCUGGCAGAGUCCUCCCGGCUGGACCUGCGGCUGGAGCUGCUGGAACGGUGCUGGGCGCUGCUGCAGCUGAGGAGGAGCAUCCUCAGCCACACGAGCCGGAGGCAGGGGGAACAGGGACUGCCGCGGGAAUGUCACAGCCUGAGGGAGCAGCUGGAGAACCUGGAGCGGGCAGCGCUCAGAGCCAUGCUGUGCCAAAUCCUGGAUGGAUUCUUCGAGGAGAAGGAGCCCCUGAGGCAGCUGCUUGAAGGUGUCCUUAGCCUUGCCCGUUCAGGACGUUUUCCUGCAGGACCGGGAGGAAUUUUAAGGAAGCUCCAGCCCCUCACUGCCGCCUUCUUCGCCCAGGCCCAGCGGAUGCUCCGAGCGGCCGAUCUGGUCCUGGCCGGGUGUGCCGAGGCCCAAACUGCCAGGGAAAUCCGGGAGGGCGUGGAGCAGCUGCAGAGCCUCCUGGGCAGCCUCCCUUCCCUGCUCACGGAAACGAGCGGGAACACCAUGGAGAGGCUCCAGGCCCUGGGCCGUGCCUGGGCCGGAGCCACCGACGGCCUCCUGCGCUGCUUCGAGGAGACGGUUGGCGUGAGGGAACUCCUGGAGUUCUCCAUCCUGGAGCUGGCCGAGCACAAGGAACGGUGCGAAGCGGCGCUGGAACGCCGCGAUCCUGAGGGAUUCUCCCGGCACGCGGCUCGCCUCACGGGCUGGGCGCGCUGGGUGGUCGGAGCCACCUCCCGGCACGUGGACGGGGCCACGGAUCCCAUCUUCAGGAAUGGCAUGCUGGUGUGGGUGGAGCAAUUGGCCAAAUCCAUCCUGGAGCUGCGAGCAGUCACUGCCCUCAUUCCAGGAAGGUUUUCCUGCCUCCAAAGCCGGGAUGCCUUUUCUCAGGCAGCGAGCUCCCUGAUGGACUCUGCUCUCCGUGUCCAAGCCGGGCUGGAUGGCUCCAACCACCCAGAGAUCCUCAGCCCGCUCCGGGAGCGAGUGCGGAGCACCGAGGUGGAAGAGGGGCUGGAGCUCCGGUCCCACACUGGGAUACAAACCAGGACAGCUGAGGCAGCGUUCCAAGGAGAUCUCCAAAGUCAUCCAUCUUCACCACCAGCUAGCUUCCGCCUGGAUCCGUGGGAAGGGGAAACACACCCUGUCAUCGCAGCUCUCCUGGCAGCAUCCCGAGCCGGUGCCAGGGACGCCGUCCGUGCUGCUUGCUCCGUCCUGCUGGAGCUCUCCGAUGGCUGCGUGGAAGCAGCACAGGAAGCGCUGCCCGUGGCCGAGCCCCCACAGCUCCAGGUGCUGCAGCAGCACCAGGAUAUCACGGCACUGACACCACAGAUCAUCAGCCUGACCACGGAAACGGCCCCCGGGCAGCUCUCUGCUCCAGGCAGGCUUCUCCAAAUGGCACUCAGGCUCUCGGGAAGGAUCCGGGAGACUCGGGAGUGCCUGGCGGCUGUGGCAGGCCCUUGGAAUGCUCUGGCCCAGCAAGUGCUUGGAUUUAUCCUGUCGGGUGACUUUCCAAGAGGGAAGCAGGCUCUGGAUGAGACCCUGCUGGGUUUAGCGGGAGCAGUGCAGGUGGCAGGAGACAUUGCGAGCGCAGCCUGCGGUCAGGAAAACCCCAAUCCCUCCCGUGGCCAGCAGAGCUUUCUGCAGCUCCAAGCCAAGUUUUCCCGUGCUCAGCUGAACACCAAAGCGUUCCUGGAGAAGGCAGCAUCCUUCAGGGAAUCCUGUGGGAUGGAAAAGGCCGUCCUGGAGCUGUGUGGUGUCCGGUGGGCCGUUGGCAUGCGUGUCCUGCUGGAUGCCAUGGAUGGGUUUGUGGGCAGGGAUGUCCUGUUCCUGGCGGAGCUGAGCAGAGCCGUGAGGAACAAAGCCGCCCCACGGAGCCUCCUGCCUGCUGUGGCUGAGAAUUCCCUCAGGCUGCAGGAGGCUGCCCGCCUCUCCUACUUAUCCUGCCCUGGAGACCACGGUGCCAGAAAAAUCCUGGCGCUCCGGGAGGAGAUCCAGGUGCUCAUGGAAGCGCUGCUGGACGUGUCCAACACCCUCCUGCUCUCCCCACUGCCUACUGCCAGCUUGGCCAUCCGCUUCGAGCUGCUGCGGAGGGACGUGGCCCUCAGGGCCAAGGCGCUGUUGCUCCACAUGGAAAAGGUCAACAUGGAACAGCUGCAGCUCAUCCAGGAUGUGGCUGGAGCAGCUCUGUCCAACCUCAGCCAAGAGAAGAGGGAGAGGAGCAAGGAAGGGUUGGAGAAGGCAAAUCAGCUCAUGGCUGAUGUCCAGUGGGUCAGGAACACCCUCCGGGAUGCUCUGGAGGCCAGUGCUCAGCUUGGGUCACAGCCUGACCCGCUGUCCGUGGCUGACCACCUGCUGAUCCUCACAGCUGACCUGGUGGGAAGCGUCCAGCAGCACUUCAGGAGCCAGCAGGACACUGGGGAUCCCCACCAGGACACCGGGGAUCCCCGCCUGGACACUGGGGAUCCCCACCAGGACACUGGGGAUCCCCGCCAGGACACCGGGGAUCCCCACCAGGACACUGGGGAUCCCUGCCUGGACAGUGCAGUGUGGUACUGGUCAGCCAAGGCACACUACCUUGUCACACAGCUCCGGGUUAUCCCUGGAAUGGACAGGGAUGUCCUGCAGCGCCUCACGGAAUGCCUGCAGCGGGAACGCUCCCCAGGAUCGCCCAAGGGCCCAGCUGCACUCUCCCCAGCUCCAGAGCCCACUCCAGAGGCAGCAGGAAUUCAUCCACGUGGGAGCAGAGGAGCGAGUGGAGCCGGGCGGGAAGCGGGUGAGCUGCACCGGGAUGGCCCUUCCAGCAUCCCCGCUGCAAAGCAGGAGACAGGAAACAGUGGCAAGUGGCAGGGUGGCCCCAGCCAGGUGUCCCAGGUGACCCAGGACAUGGCCACGAGGAUGCUCCACAUGGCUCAGUUCCUGCGCAGGAAGGGCCCCAUUGCGAGCAAGGAGCAGUUUGUUGCCUGUGCCAGGCGGAUGGUUUCCGACGGGCAGGUGGUUGUUAGGUUUGGGAACAUCCUCGCCAAGCACUGCCUGGACCAGAGGUGCUCCGUGGAGCUGCUCCGCGCUGCCGAGCACACCCAAUCCAUCAGCAGCCAGCUCGCCAUCGUGGCCAGGGUGAAGGCAGUGACUGGGGAGAGCAGGGCCUCCUCUGAGCUGCUGCUGAGCAACGUGCAGAACCUCAUCCAAGCAGUCCAGCACGUCCUGAGGGCGGCCGAGGCGGCGUGUGUCAAAGGUUUGGGACAGCCCUCAGCAGACCCUGAGGAAGAAGAAGUUGCUGCUUUCUGCCAGCAGUGGAGGAAAAACCUGACACAGCACAGAGCCAAGGAGGCUUUAAAUUCCGACCGGGAUGAAUUAGGGCUCCGGAAAACUCGAGGGGCAAAGGCUGAGCCCACCCUGAUGUCUCUGGUGCAAGAGCAAUCCCCCUGGAGCAGGAAUGUCCCAAAGCACCCCAGUCCUAGGAAAGGACACACAGUUAUGGACAGACACCUGUAACCCAGAGAGGAGCUCCGUGUCCCAGUGGCACUGGAAGCAGAGCAGGAAUACUUUGCAGCGUGAAGGAUUCAUGAUGGAGUUUUUCACCGCGGCAGGAAAACCUCGGAACAGGCUCCGUGGGGAGGCCAGGAGUCUUCUGGUGAGUGUUUUACCCCCAGCUGCUGAGAUGGGGUGGAUGGGGCUUUGGAGAAUCCCGAUCCAGUGGGAGGUGUCGGAGGUGUCCCUGCCCAUGGCAGGGGGUGGAAUGGGAUGAGUUUAAGGUCCCUUCCCAUCCAAACUGAUCCAGGAUUCUGUGAUCCAGAGAUGCUCAGGCUUUCUGCCAUCUCUCCACCUUUCCUGCUUCACCCGGCCAUGGAUGCAGCAGUGGGGAGCGUUCUGUCUCACCUGCUGGCCCUGAGCCUGCAGAUUGCCUCCCAAAAUCCCACUGGGCCCCAGGACUCUCUCCCAUCCACAGUAAACAUUCAGUCCCCGAGAUCACCUACCUCACAGCUCCCAGAGUAUCCCAGACUGCUGCUCCUCUGUCCUGGCUCUCCACAUCCAUCCUUCCCAGCCUCGGGAUCACGAGCUGUCCAAUGGCAGCGCUGCUCCGUGCUGCAAUUCUGCAGGAGAGGUGGAAAGGUGCCACCGUGGAAUUCCCUGUGGAAUACACAACUGGCACAGCAGAUCACAACUGGCUCCAUGGUGGCUGCAGCCCAUUCCAGCCCCCCUUGGUGUCCCACCUGCAUCCCAAACACCUUCCCCCGACCAGGAAUUCCACUACUUGCGUGGCAGCAAGGAAUCUCCUCCGCAUUCCCAGGAAAAGCAGCAGCAGGCGCACCGGAGACUCUGGGAAGACAACUGCAAUGGAUAAAGCAGGAGGGGAGGGAAGGGAGGGAAGGAAUGACACAUGGAGACAACAGGCUGUGAGGACUCACAGGCCUCUGUAUCCAUGCCAUUUCCACACUAUUUUUCCCUGCUGGCUCCGUUUUUUGAGGAAAACCUUGAGCAGCCGCUCCAGAGAGUGGAUGAAGAAAUAACAAACUACUAACAAAGGACUAAUGGAUUACUCCAAAACAACCACCCAGUUCCACAUCCAUUCUCUACUCCUCCAACCCAAAGGAAAUCAUGAAAUUAACGGAAUUCACGCUCUGGGAAAUCAGGAAGGCAAAGUGAAGCCGGGAUUGCCUUCGGAGAUGGCUCCUGUGCCGUGCAGGAAUCACCAGCUUCCCUCGGCUCAUCCAAAACCUCAGAACUUGGGAUAAAGACCCUGCAGGCAGCACAUUUUUAUGGAAAGGCAGCUGGCUAGGAACAACUGCACUUCUUCCUCUGGAGAAAAAGCAGCCCCAAAGGCAGGACAAGAGCUCUGGAGGCCAGCUGUGCUCUGCCAUGCAAAACCUGGGGAAUCCAAGACACGCAGGACGCUCCAGGAUGGAACACGGCAGCUCCCUCCGUGAGACCUCGGGAUCAGGUACAAGGUUACGUUAAAACCCCACAAACCAUCCCAAAAAGCCCGGCUCUAGUCCCCCACCGGCACGCACAUGGAGUCGUCACCAGGAAUUAACUGUACCCUUUUUAAUUGUUUUGUUAAAAAUGUCGUCGAGACACCAUGAAUACAAGUACUGCAGUUACAGCCAUACAAAAAAAGCAAUACAAAUUAAGCAGCUGAAUACAAAAAUACGUUGAAAUACAUGAACACCACAAUGGAACUCGGAGCACUAAAUCCCAAUCGUGUAGGCGUGGAAAAAAAUUAAAUAAAAACCUUUUUUUUCGUUUGUUUGUUUUUUUUUGUUUUUCCUUUUCGUAUUAGACAAUGUAGUUUUCUCCACUUUGAACAGUUACUUUUGCUAGUUAUGUACUUCACAAUUUCUUCUAUGUACAGCAUAGAAUAAAAUACUUUCAAAAGA